ACAUUGAUGGGCUAGCUAGCAGUGAAAUCCAAGAGAGCUUUAAAGAUGAAUAAACCCUGUGGACUCAGGUACUUUUGACAUUUCUCACAUUGAUUAUGUUACAUUUCUAUUGCAGAGAAAUGAUUACCAACCAGAAGACAUUGACUGCUUUUUCUAUCAAUACCAGACUCAAUGUGAAGAACAACAAUGCCGGUUUCUGCAUAGAGAUAGCUGUAGGUUAUCAGCAGAUGUCUGUCUUGUGUGGCAUGAACAAAAGAGGUGCGCAAACAGAGACUGCUCCCAGAAACAUUUGAAUCAAGAGAAUCGAAAGAGAUGAAGAUACUUGGAGAAGGAAGUAUGACUAACUGCCGCCAUCCCUUCACUGCUGGUGUGUCAAAAGCCACCAGCUCCAUUCCUCACAGCACUGUAGCUGUACCUAUACCACGUAGAUUUUAGAGGUACAUAAAGGUGGCUUACCAUGAUCUUCUCAGAGACCCUGAGGAAGUACUUCUUAUGUGAUCAAGAGAAUCCAAAUCAUUGCUGUAAGCGUGAAAACUGCCGCAUGUACCAUGAGAAAGUCAGCUACAUCAAUGGAUGUUACCGUUCUGCAAAUGAAGUUCCAGUGUUAGCUGAAGAGAGAAGAAUUGAACGUAAUAAAUUUAUGGAAAAAAACUAUUCACAGACACAGAUGUCUCUGAAAAGUGCAAUGCAGUUUAUAAAGAUAUCUGUGGAAUUCAUCCAGUGUGCUGUAGGAAGCAAGAAGCUGUCUAGAGAAAGAGGAAAACAAUACGUUAAAGAGAUACUGCAUACAAUUCUGUUUCUAUGUUAUAUUAACAAUCCUUCUUUUGAACCACGAGACGUUUUGGAAGAAUCAGUGGAAUCUUGGUCUAACAAGCUUCCCGACGUGUUUGAACAGUACAAAACACAUCUUCCAACUCGACCGCCUUACACAAUUCUGCUUGAAAUAGUGGUUGACUUGGAAAAAUCAAACAUUACCGAAUUAAUUUUAGACACUCUCUCAAGUCUAAAUACACAAAUGACUGUGGAUCAAAAUCCCCAAGAAGGCAGGAGAUGUGGGAAUGUCUUUUGUUAUAUAUCAACAGUUAUCAGCUGCUGUUUCUUCUACAACUUGGCUACAAAACAGAAAACAGACAAUUAUUUUGGUGCCUCAGUUUCAUGCUUUGGAAGGCAUCAGAGAGAACUCAUGAUAGACAUACUGUGUUACCGCACAUGGAAUGAAGAUAUUAGCCUGGCAGUAUGUAUGGCUUCAGAGAGAAUGAAUACAGGCCUCCAACAGGCUAUUCAAUUCCGCCCUAUUGUGUAUUGUAAUGCGUACCAAAUAAAGAGUAAUUCUAACAUGCAGACAAGAACAUAUUCAGGCAAUGGCAAACAUCAACAACAUACCCCCAUACCACCUUGUAGAAAAUGCCUGGAUAUGUUCCCAGACAUAGGAAAUAAUCUACAACAACAAAACAAUGACCGUGCAUUUUGGCCAUAUGGGAACUGUGCUGAGGUGGAAUCUUUAAGCAGGCUUCUGAAUGCCCAUGGGUACAUCUGCAAUAGAAUGCCUGCUCCUGUAGGGGUUAGAUUCACCUUGCAAUUUCUUAAGCGUAAAAGAAGAGGAAGAAUUAUACACAACUUAAAACUAUUUAAUUUUCAUGUAGAUAAUAACAUUUUAUUUUACACACCUGAUGACCUACAGAAUGCAGUUUAAUGAAGGUUGUCUUAUUGUGCUAAUGUUUUUCUGUAAAGUGUGACUCACAAACUGUAAUAUUACAGUCAUUAAAAUGUUCCGAUGCCUUGAGUGCUCAAAACUAUAAUAUUGAGCUGCAAAAACUAAAAUAGAAAUUUAUGUCUGAAGUUCAGAACAGUAUUUGUAUAUACUUUGGACUUUGGAAACCUGGCUUGGAAGGUGGUGGAGGUGGGGUCUUUGAAUAUGUUUAAGGUAGAGGGAGCUAGAUUAUUGUUAGGUAAGGGAAUCAAAGAUUAUCAGGGGUGGAUGGGAAUGUGGAAUUCAAAACACAAAUAGACCGCAUCAUUUUAUUGAAUGGCAGAGCAGACUAGAGUGACUGAAUGGCCGACUACACUCCUAAUUCAUAUGUUCGAAUGUACAUUAAACCUGGAUGAAUUUCUGUAUCACAACAAUUAUCAACACUGCAUUUAGUAAUAUUUAUUUGAAAGUUGUGUUCGUGGUCAAUUAAUCAUUUAUUUUUAAAGUUUGUUUAAUUUUGUAAAUAAAUGGAAAAUAUAUAUUCAACAUUA
Molecule: messenger RNA, 2241 nt
Organism: Rhincodon typus (whale shark)
Lineage: Eukaryota; Metazoa; Chordata; Chondrichthyes; Orectolobiformes; Rhincodontidae
Exons: 8
Coding region: 458-1693 (411 amino acids)
Source: RefSeq, a predicted model, not a curated record